AUGCCCUCUAUCGUAAAUGCUAGCAGUUUAGCAUUGAGAUGAGCUUUAUUUAUUUACUAUCAGAAGCAAACUUUUCUGUAAUAUAAUUAUUAGUGAAAAGCAUAUAACUUAUUUCUCUUGUUAUAAGAAUUCUGUUGCGAAAGGUAGGAGCAGCUAAAAGUUUCGUACUUCUAAUUUCGUAUAUCGAUUAGAAUUUAUAAAUUGUGUCAUGUAAAAGUGCUUCAGAGUGUUCAGUAAAAGUGUUCCCUAAUUUAACAUUUCGUUAACUGGUACUUCUUUUCUCCUUUUAAUUUAAAACUAUAAAUUCUCUUCAUUUUUAUUUAAUGAUUUCUAUAUAUUGUGUAUUAUAAAAUUUUGUAUUAACAAUUAUAAAAUUAAGUGUUGUUUAUAGUAGUAUUUUGAUAUAUAUAUACACACACACACAUGCACACACACAUAUCUCAUAUAUAUGUAUAAAUAAAUGGUUUAAAAACCGUUAUCUGUAUUUUAUUUUCAUAGUUUUGUUACUUUAAAAGUAUUUUUAUUAUUAAAACUUAUAAUGUUUAAAAUUAACGAAUUAAAUUUAUUUUAUAAAUAUAUAUUUUAUUUCUUGGUAAAGUAAUUUUACAUGUUAUUAAUUAAAUAUAAUAUUGUGUAGCUAUGUCUAAUGAGGAGCGUUUGAAGAAGCUACUAUCUGACUUAGGUAAAGCUACAUUACGUGGAAUUCGCAAAUGUCCAAAAUGUGGAACUUAUAAUGGAUCUCGUGGUCUGUGUUGUAAAAACAAAUAUUGUGAUGCAGUAUUUAAGGAACCUGGUGAAAAAAGAAAAUUAUCAACAGAGGCAUGUAAACUUAUUACGGGCACAACUGCCCAAGUAUUUUCUGUUAGAGUACGCGAUAAAGGUCCAGAUUAUCGUGGAUUUGUUCAAUUACCAUUGAUAAAUGCUACAAUUUCUAAUGAAAUGACAACACUUAUUUCACAAUCCACUGCAUUAUGUUUUGUUGAUAGUUGUGAAAGAAGUUUUGAUACUAGUGUUCUUAAAUGUCAUGAAAAGAAUUCGUCCGAUGUACCUGUGUCUGCAUGUCAACAUAUACAGGCAGCUUUAAGAUGCUAUGCAGAAGCGCAACCAUUAACUUUAAGGAAUUCUAUCCUAUCGUCUUUGAAUGUAAAUAAUGAAAUGAAACAAGAAAUUUGGUUGCUUGCUACAGAAACUUCAGGCCCUUUAGUACAACGUGUGUCCAAAAAUAUAAUGGCAGUAAAAUGUAAAGCUUCACCAAAACAUCCAUUAGGUUAUCUUCAUUUUUCUUUCUUCGUUACAAAAUUAAAAGAUAGAAUUGAGCAUCGUUAUUUUUGUUCUUGUUCCACAUUUAAAGGUAUAGGUAAAACAGUAGGAGAUAAACCAGAUAUGGCACAGUCUUUUCAAAAUAAACGUUGUGUACAUUUUUAUGCUUGUAUUUGUGCAUUUGCUAGUGAUGCAAAACUAUCGGAAGAAUUUAGUUAUUACAUUAACUUAGAUCAGAAUGAUUUAAGUAUAUCAAAACCAUUAACAACAGUAUUGCAAAAUGAUGAACAAGAUAAAAUAGUAGGCAUUGAUCUUGAUGGCUUAACUACGGAUGAUACAGAUACACAUCUUUUAAUAUUUCGAGAUGAUACUUUAACAGUUCAAAAUUUAGAUGGAAAUAGAUUAGAUUUGGAUUCCAUGAAUUUAGAAUCUACAAUUCUACCACAUAGUAUUGUUGAAAAUAUUGAAGUAGAAUGUGAUCGUACCUUAUUAGAAGAUAAUAAUAUGAUAUCACAAGUGAAUAAUUUAGAAGUAAUUAAUGAAGAUGGUGUACAACUUGGUGGAAGCACUGUUAAAAUAAUGGAUGAUCAGACAAGUAUAGAUUCUAAAUAUAAUGUGCUUAAUAAUAGUCAGUACAUAUUAAAUGAUAAUAAUAUAAAGAUACUAAAUACUGGAACUUUAAAAGUUCUUGAUACAAAUGCUAUUUUAAAUGUAAAUAAUAUGAAAUUAAUUGAUACGAAUACCGUUUCAAAUACUACUGGAGUAAAAAUAGUAGAUAAGAAUAUGUUAGUACAAUAUGAUACUGGAAGUAUAUCAAAUACGGAAAGUAUAGCACAGCCGAUUUCGACAAAGCGAAAAAGGGAUGAUAAACCAACAAGCACAAAUAGCACAAGUCUGAAUAAUUUAAGCUCAAUAGAACCAAGAAAAGCUAAAACAAAAUUACAUAUUGUUAAAAAAUAUCAAAAUCCUUGUGAAGACCUAGAUGAGGCUAACAUAAAUUUACCUUUCAUUAAAUGGCUUGCAUCGAUAACAGAAAGAAUAAAUCAGACUAUGCAUUUUCAAUUCGAUGGAAAACCAGAUCCUUUAGUAUUUCAUGUACCACAAAUAUUUUUUGAUUGUUUACGAGAAAGGAUAUCUUGUGGUGGUAAAAAAAAACGUUUGCCAAAUUCGACAACUGCAUUUGUUAGGAAAGAUGGUGUGCCGUUAGGUACUUUUACCAAAUAUACGUGGCAAAUUACUAAUAUUUUACAUGUUAAAAGUAUUUUUGAAACGCCGCUUAUACCUUUGGAAAUUACAAGAAGUUUUGUUCAAAACGCAGAUGGUACAUAUGAAUUAUAUAAAAGAGAAGAAACGGAAAUAGAUCGAUAUAAAAAAACCAAUAAUAAUGCAUUAAUUAAGCCCCUAGAAUUAAAAACAUAUUUGAAAGUUGGAAAUACUUCUCCAAAUCAAGUUGAACCAACACCAUUCUUAAUAGAAUGGAUACCAGAUAUUUUACCAAUAUCAAAAAUUGGUGAACUUAGAAUUCGAUUUGAAUUUGGUCAUGUGAAAAAUGAGACAAACCAUAGAUGGAGGAAAAUAGCACUAUUAAAGAAUUAUUAAAUUUUAUAUAUUUGUAUUUAUAUUAUAAAAUUUUCACUUUCCUAAUGAUUGAUGAAGUAAGAUAUGGACAAAAACAAACGAGAAUCAUUUUAUGAGUAAUUUUCUAUAUUUCGAAGAUAAUUUAACACUUUGACGUCUGGUGACACCAACUUGGUGUCAAACCGUUCGUUAUUUGCCGAUGGUAGCACGUUAGAGUUGAAAGGAAGUUGGUGCAGAGUGUCUUGGAAUGAUCGUUACUCUGUUUAUACAAUUCUUUCAUUCGCGAACUGCUCUUGGCCUUACAAGCUCCGGACAAGCGAAAAUCUAACUUGUUCUUUUCGGAGCUUUCAAGAAACUUCGGUUGAUGUGUAAAUCUUGCAAAGUUGUGUUACAUUUAAGGGACUGUUUUGCUAGGUAUCAUCAAAAAGAGAAAUAUUAAAUGAAUGCAGAAUUUAGUUAAAAUGGAGUUAUUUUUUUUUUAUAAAAAAAUAUAUAAUUAAGCUAGAAUAUAUUGUUUUUUUUCAAUAAUCUCGAUAAAUCAUAUUUAUUUACAUGUAUCAUUUCAUAAAAAGCAGCUAAGUUUUAAGUAAUUAUGUUGCUUAAUUACGUGCUUUGUACAUUUUAAUGAACAACUUUGCAAAAAGUUCCGGUGACAGAAAAGAAAGUUUUCGUGAACCGUGCAGAUGUGAAAGUGUUAAUAUAUCAGACUUUUGUUAAAAGAAGAUAAUGGAUGGAAUAUUUUCAUCUUUAUGCAAGGUGAUUGAAAAUAUCAUAAAUAAUUUUUGUUAGUUUCUAAAGUAAUAAUUAAAGAAUUAAAGACUGAUCUAAUUUUAUUGUGUCCUUUUAUAAAGAUAAAAAUUAGAGAAAUUGAGAUUUUUCAUAGAAUAAUUGAUUCAUAUUUUCGUGAUAUGAAGAAUGAUUAUAUUAUUAGGCUGUGUUCCAUAAUGAAUGGAGGAAUAUUGGAUUUGUAUUUAUCGUUUGCUGUUCUUUGAUUAAAAAUUGUUUGGUAUCUUUGGGUAUUUUUUCACUAGAAUCCCGUUGGAAAAAUAUUGUGGAUGCAAAUGAUCUAUUUUGUUUAAAAUGUUCAAAAACAUAAAUGUUUAUAAAAAUUCAAUAUUUUAUAUGACAUGACCUAAUACAUUAUCAAUAUCUUCUGUGCAUCAGAAGAAUUCAUGAUGCAAUAUAUCUGUUAAUUAAUUUAUUGGAGCUGAACAUAGCAAAAAUUAUGUUAAUAUUAUUGUCAACAGUGUGCUAAAUUAUUAUUGUAUAAUAAUGUGAUAUAUUGUAAAUAUAUAUACUUUAGAUUGAAUGCUGUUA
Messenger RNA from Heterotrigona itama, 4155 nucleotides. The record is from the annotation of a GenBank genome assembly. NCBI's taxonomy places the organism in Eukaryota, Metazoa, Arthropoda, Insecta, Hymenoptera, Apidae.